UCAUGGGUUUAAUACAAGAUAAGUGAUCGAGGAGCCAAGAGUCUGGACCCGCACGGGUCGCGUCUUUCGGCAGGCGUGAUCACGCGUCUACCAAUCUAAUUUCAGGUACUCAUUGGCAGUCAACACAAUAUCACGGCGAGAUCGACAAAUUGUGCAAAUAGAGUAAACCCCCAUGGUGCCAGCCGAAUAAUCAAAAGCAGUUACAACGGACCCCACGAUAUCAGAUAUCAAUAGAUACAUGCGAAUACUCAUAUGAUGAUGGAUUCGGAUCUAGUUUCUUCAUCACCUGCAUUUGGAUCUCCCGCACACCCUUUGCGAAAAAACAAAUCCAAUCAUCUUACCGCGAGGACAUCUAUACUGCCCAUCUUACUUCCCCCCUCUACUCUUCGGCCUGUGGCUUUCCGUACGUUUACUCGGAAACACAACCUGACGAUUUCAUCAUCUGCACUACAGACUCUAGCUACCUUCGUGGGCAGGAAUUGUGGGUCAGGAUGGCGCGAAGAAGGCCUCGCAGAACGAGUAUUGGACGAGGUGGCUAAAAGCUGGAAAAAAGCCGGAGGAGGCGUUAUUAUAGAAGAAGGCAAAGGUGCCUCGCUGAAAACAAUCCUACAGACCAUUGAAGGGAAUAUGAGCGGCGGUAGGGUUAUCAUUGGCAAGGCCGCUACACCAGAUGACGUGUCUCUGAGGGUUUUAAACCAGUAUAGGGGCAGAGCGCAUUUAGAUAUACAGUUAUCGCCCUGCGCGGCAACGACGCUGGAAGACCGGGAACAGGGAGACUCAGACCUGCCGGCACACCCGAGAAGUUGGAUCAAGGUCGUCGAUGCAUUUGAUAUUCCUCGCUUGACCUACAACGCUGACAAGAAAUAUUUUGAGGCUGCCAAGUCGAAACCUUCUCUGUUUCCGCAGCCCUGCCAUAAGACUGCAUUGUUCCGGGAUCGUUAUAACGUGAUCUACCAGCGCUUGCUCCGAAACGAAUCUUUUCAAGUGACACUGGGCUCUUCCAGUGUAGCUUUACUAUCACGACCGUCGUCGUCCUUCGCUGCUAACCAAUGCUAUAAGCUCACUCCAAUUGCAAACCUGCUCGGCAGGAGUGGUACCUCCCAUCUAUUGCUCGGGAUGCUCUCAGUUUCCCCCACGGGUGAUCUGUCUCUUACCGAUUUGACGGGGAGCAUUGCCUUAGAACUGAGUCAUGCACGGAUGAUACCUGAAGAUGGUGCUUGGUUCGCGCCCGGGAUGAUUGUGCUUAUUGAUGGGAUCUAUGAAGAGGAAGAAACUAUGAAGGGGUCAACAUUGGGUGGAAAUAGUGGGAUUGGGGGUGCUAUUGGGGGUAGAUUUGUCGGAGUCUCUAUCUGUGGACCUCCCUGCGAGAGACGAGACUUGUCUCUAGGGACUAAUAAACAAAAUGCCGCAGAAGUGAGCUCUAGCGGGGGCUUUGGCUGGGUAGACUUCCUGGGGGUUGGAAGCGAGCGUGCACAGGGGCAUCGUAUGAGACAGAUCCAGGCGAAAUGUCUGCGAGACUUGCACGGGGGCAAAGAUGGCUCCCGCCGCACCAAAAUAGCAAUCAUGGGCGAGGUCAACCUCGAUCAUGUCAAAACUUUGGAUGCACUAAAGAGACUUUUUGGUCUGUACAGUGAUUUAUCACUAGGAGAACGACCGACUGUUUUCAUUUUAAUUGGGAACUUCGUCCAAAAGGUCAUGAUCAAUGGUGGGGGUCAGGCAGGUGGUAUUGAGUACAAAGAAUAUUUUGACUCGCUCGCUAUGAUAUUAUCUGAAUUCCCCUCAUUGUUACAGCGCUCUACAUUCAUAUUCGUGCCAGGCGACAAUGAUCCCUGGUCAUCUGCCUUUUCAGCUGGUGCUGCUGCCACUAUCCCACGCCAGGCGGUUCCAGAACUGUUCACAUCGAGGGUGAAACGUGCAUUUGCUACGGCCAAUGCAGAGUCAGACCGUUCCCAAACGUCCGAACCUAUGGGCGAAGCUAUUUGGACUACGAAUCCAUCACACAUCACCCUAUUUGGACCAGUCCAUGACAUCGCUAUAGUUCGUGAUGACAUUUCAGGUCGACUGAGACGCAACGCAAUAAGCAUUGGGCAGGAUAUGGACAAUUUUACAGCAAUAGAUGACGCGACGGGUAAUCAAAAGGACAUUGCAUCUCCUGGAAGCUUGACUGAGGCUAGGACCCCACGAAUAGGAGCCGAGUCUUAUUCAGUCUCUUCAGCCGUUCAUAUGUCUCGAAAACUUGUCAAGACAAUACUGGAUCAAGGCACCAUGUCACCCUUCCCCCUCUCGCUACGACCCAUCUUAUGGGAUUAUGCGUCUUCCUUGCAGCUAUACCCCUUGCCUUCGAGCUUUAUUCUAGCAGAUCCUGAAGCUGCGCCGUUUUGUAUGACUUAUGAAGGGUGCCAUGUGAUGAAUCCUGGGAGGCUUAUCCCUGAAGGUGACCUUUCAUCUGUGAGAUGGGUUGAAUAUGAUGUUUUCAGGAACCGAGGAAGGGUGAGAGAGACGCACUAUUAGCCAGUGGCCACAAAGGCGGGCAUAAGUCAACAUCUUGCAUGUCGUGUUUUAUGAUGGCAAGAACGAGACUAAUGUAAUGAUGAAAUAGAAACCGUAAGGCAUGUCAGUAUGGAUCAAAGUUGCGGUUUGGGCUAGACUCUUAAUGUGAUUCUAUAAAGCGACAGCAUAGUUCUCUAUCAACCUAUGCUCACCUGUGGAAACAAGAUAUUGUAUAUGAGAUUAUGAUUCGACGUGUUCAACAAGGACUACUGAUGUCCGUAAUCAGCUCAGUAAGUAGUCAUCAGUAGCAAGAUCGCUCACGAAGAGGAAAAACAGAGGAAUGCUGGUACAGUGAAGAGUCUAGGCCAAUGUCGGAUGUGAGGA
Messenger RNA from Aspergillus alliaceus, 2874 nucleotides. RefSeq names its product DNA polymerase epsilon noncatalytic subunit. NCBI's taxonomy places the organism in Eukaryota, Fungi, Ascomycota, Eurotiomycetes, Eurotiales, Aspergillaceae. Gene Ontology annotation, cellular component: epsilon DNA polymerase complex. Gene Ontology annotation, biological process: error-prone translesion synthesis; DNA-templated DNA replication. The record is from RefSeq and is a predicted model, not a curated record. The coding region runs from base 253 to 2511 and encodes 752 amino acids. The transcript has a single exon. Gene Ontology annotation, molecular function: DNA binding.